AUUCCCGAAAAUGGUCCCGUCGUCCGCUUCCUACGAUGAUCGCUCUUUUGUUAGUGGAGCCCGAACAACUCAAACCUCUGACUCAUAUUGUAUGGAAGUUGGAGCACCAUAUGAAAGUGUAUUGGAGACAAGUGGAGUGGAUCCAUCAAUGGAUUAUACACAACGUAUCGAGAAUACUACUGAACAAGAAGAAUUCGAUUCGACAAAAGUCACGACAAAAUCCAAAUUUUCUGCAAAAAGCGUUAGUCCGCUCAAAAUUUCUUACGAGAAGCCCCGUCUCUGCACAAUCCACAUGAAAACAGUAACCCACAUCAUUGCCGCAUGCCUCCUCCCAUUCAUCCUCGUGGACUCCAUUUUUCUCCUCCAAUCCAUGUCAUUUGAAUUUCUGAAUAUUGAGCAAUUGGGAAAUCUUUCUGGACCCUGUAACCUGCUUGCAUUAUUCUUUGGAGUUUGCCAAAUGAUUCUGUGGUUUUUCAAACGGAAUUCAACACUGCCAACGACUCUUCUAACGUGUUGGCUUACGCUAAUAACCACAUGCCUUCUCUCAAUCUCCGGCCUUCUUCUCUGGACAGCUCAACCUUAUCAUUUGCCACGUCAGCAGAUCAUAGUCCCAUUUCAAUACUUUUGCAUAUUCGGGUCUCUAAUGAAUUUACUUGUGGCAACAAUUGCCGUUUAUUUCGAAUGGCAAGCGUCUAAAUACGCUAUCACCUACUAAAUGGGAUUGAGAAGAAGAAUGAAAAGUCAGAAUCGAACUGUUAACUAAAUUAUUUAUUACAUUAUUUUUUGAAUCGAAAAUAUAUUUUUUUCAAAAUGAACAUAAUAUUAAUGUUGC
Caenorhabditis elegans is the source of this 832-nucleotide messenger RNA. RefSeq names its product Conserved plasma membrane protein (gene Y71G12B.33). NCBI's taxonomy places the organism in Eukaryota, Metazoa, Nematoda, Chromadorea, Rhabditida, Rhabditidae. The transcript has 5 exons. Bases 11 to 715 code for a protein of 234 amino acids. The record is from RefSeq and is marked reviewed.